This is a messenger RNA of Cephus cinctus (wheat stem sawfly), 1408 nucleotides long. RefSeq names its product nuclear receptor 2C2-associated protein. The coding region runs from base 887 to 1300 and encodes 137 amino acids. The transcript has 4 exons. The record is from RefSeq and is a predicted model, not a curated record. NCBI's taxonomy places the organism in Eukaryota, Metazoa, Arthropoda, Insecta, Hymenoptera, Cephidae.
AAACUUACCGAGCUUACAAUGUGCGCUCGAAUUUGGGAUUGCUAAGAAAAAAAAUAUUUAAGCUAUAUCCGAUGAGCUGCCUCGUUUUAAUUGUUGCUUUGGGAACCAGCGGUAAGUAGCGGAGAACCUCUGCUCGCCAAGCUACGCGUUCGUGUUCACGUUUACCUCGGCUACGACGGGAUUCGCAUUUUUGACGGAGACAAUAAUCACAAAACUAUACUUUCGGACUCGCCGCUGCGAAUCAGCGCCAUGCUUUUGGUAAUUGCCUAAAACCGUAGCGUUGUGCAUCUCCCUACUCAUCUCUUUCGUCGCGUUGUGCAUUUCCCUCAUGGAGACUAGAGUCUCCAUGAUUUCCCUACACAUCUCUGCAAUUUUUGUGUUCCUUUCAGACAUCAGUGGACGUCAGAAAAACCGUUCGUAAACUGGACGGUUUUGCUUGGCGAAAUUGCUCAAAUCGUGAAAUUUGUCUUGUUUUGUAAUAAUAAUACGCAGUACACAUUGAAAAAUUUCAGCAAUUUAAUAGCUGGUAAUAGUGGGCAAAAUCAAAAAUAUUUAAGUAUAAACAAUAAGUAUAUAUAUAUAUAUAUAUAUAUUAAGUAUAUAUAAUAAAAAAUAUUUAUAAUAAGUGAAACUGUUUAGUAUACAAACAUAUUCAAGUAAACCAUGUGCUACAAUGAUUAAUCAACGUGAACAUUAUUUGUCCAAAGCAAACAUACAAUUUCUAUAACAUAAAGGUACAUGAGAUGAUUUUUCGUAUAUUUUUGAUAUAUUUUAGUAUAUGAAAUUGGUUAAUAUUCUGUUACAAUAUUUAGAAUGUACUGUAAGAGAUACACAAAUGCAGUAGGUAAAUUCUUUAAAAAAGGAAUGCAGAAGAUUUUUGGAAAAGAUGUCUUGUUUAUUGAAGGAGAAUAAGUUCGAAUGUCGGGUGAGCUCAGUAUUAAAUAAAGACAUCCGUCAUUUUGGGAAAAAGUAUAUGUUUGAUGAUUGCAAUGAGACAUGUUGGAAUUCUGAUUCGGGUAUUCCACAAUGGAUUAUAUUUGAAUUUGAUAAAGAGUGUAGUUUAUCAACCAUUGAAAUUGAAUUUCAAGGUGGAUUUGUUGGAAAAGAUUGUUUUAUAGAAGCUGGACCAGAUUCUAAAAGUUUAAAUUUUCAAGAAUCAUUUUUCCCAGAGGAUACAAAUACAGUGCAAAAAUUUAAAUUAAAUCAGAAUAUUAUGGCAAAAAUAUUUAAGUUAGUAUUCAAAGAAAGUACAGACUUUUUUGGUAGAAUCAUUAUUUAUAAAUUGUCACUUUACUCUUGACAUACUAUACUUAUAGUAUAGUAUAUAUAUUUCUAUAUUAUGAAUUGAUUUGAAUACUUAUAUGAUAAUGUAAGUGACUUAUAUGACAAAUAAAUACCAUUUUUUGUA